Messenger RNA from Gloeophyllum trabeum ATCC 11539, 1503 nucleotides. RefSeq lists its product as uncharacterized. The record is from RefSeq and is a predicted model, not a curated record. Bases 1 to 1503 code for a protein of 500 amino acids. Gene Ontology annotation, biological process: cellular response to ionizing radiation; DNA repair; DNA replication checkpoint signaling. NCBI's taxonomy places the organism in Eukaryota, Fungi, Basidiomycota, Agaricomycetes, Gloeophyllales, Gloeophyllaceae. Gene Ontology annotation, cellular component: checkpoint clamp complex. The transcript has 7 exons.
AUGCAAGCAACACUAGACACUACGGGCCUCAAACCCUUCACCAGGGCCCUGGGAUGUCUAUCAAGAUACGGCGAUGAUCUCACCAUCUACGCGACGCCAGACUCCCUUUCGCUCUCUUCGACAAACUCCUCCAUGUCAGCUUAUGCUCGGUACAAGUUUUCGAAAUCGUUCUUCGUGAGGUACAACGUUGGAGACAAGAAGUCGAAACGGAACGACUUCGCCGACGGCGUGCAGGAGGUUUUGACGGUGACCGGCCAACUACUAACCAAGUCUCUGUUGUCGAUCUUGAAGCACCGCACUGUGGAGAAGUCCGUAACCAGAUGUGAACUCUCAGUGGUCGAAGGCGUCAUGUCCGAGCGAGACGAAGUCGAUUCUGCUGAGAGUGACACUCUAGAAAGCAAGCUCAUCGUCCGCCUGCACUGUAAGCACGGCGUCAUCAAGACGCACAAGCUUCUGCUACUCACGCCGACGUCUCUUAUGGCCCCCGGAGAACCCGAAGCGUUGAACGAGUCUCGUCUGACUAUUGGUCCUCGCUCCGUCAAAGACAUGAUCGAGCACUUCCCUGCCACCAAGAGUACGAAGAGCGACCCGCAACUUAUCUGGUCGUUUAAUCACACGGACGUACAAUUGAAGAGCGUAGACAGUUUCUUUGACUCGAAAGCGGGUGCCCAAUUGUCCACGGAGCUCACGAUAAGCGCUGACGAAUUCGAUGUCUACGAUAUCUACUGUCCACCAAUAACAAUCGCAUUUCACCUGCGCGAAUUCAAUGCUACGAUCGCAUUCGCCGAGUCACUGGCGCUCACCCUCGACCUGCGCUUCACAGACCCUCUCUCGCCGUUAUUCAUCGACGUCGACGACGAAUCCUUCCAGGCGCUCUUCGUCAUCUCCACGAGCCAGCUGCACGGCACCGGCGGUGGUGCCAGCCAAGCAGGAUCCCAGAGUAGGAAGCGGACUCGCGAGGAAGACGAAGCCCCCGCGGCGAGGGACAAUACGAAGCGAGCCCCUGAUCGCAAGAAACCUAUGAAGGUGGUCCAGCGGACGGACGUUGAUGGGUAUGAGAGAGCGGUGAACAGAGCGUCGAGCACGUCGCAGCCGGGCGGAGGGUCUAUGCCUCCCCCUUCGGUGCCUCGGCAGCAGUCCCCGCUGUUCAGCCAAAGGGCAGAAUCACCCUCGCGAAGAGAUGCGUCGGAGCCGUUGUUCCUCCCGGCAUCGCAGCUGUCGCAAGCGCAGGAGCAGGCCAUUCGGGACUCGGGCCUUGGAAUAGAGAACAUGAACGCUGCGGACCAGCAGAUCGCUUUCGUAAAGGAGGAGCACGCGGAGCUCGAUAUGGAGGAGGAUAGCCUGAGUCUAUAUGACGAAUCGGAAAUCCUGCCUACACAAGAGAAAAGCCAUAGUGAUAAGGUAGAACGCGUACAUCUUGUGAUAACAUGCGGGCUAACUGGUUUUCCAGAAUUUCAGACCGUUGUUCGAGGACUGAGGAGAGACGGUGAGUUUUCCGCGUAG